Arabidopsis thaliana (thale cress) is the source of this 2401-nucleotide messenger RNA. It is a transcript of the gene CKX1, whose product is annotated as cytokinin oxidase/dehydrogenase 1. Gene Ontology annotation, cellular component: vacuole. Gene Ontology annotation, biological process: cytokinin metabolic process. Gene Ontology annotation, molecular function: flavin adenine dinucleotide binding; cytokinin dehydrogenase activity; oxidoreductase activity. Lineage: Eukaryota; Viridiplantae; Streptophyta; Magnoliopsida; Brassicales; Brassicaceae. The coding region runs from base 95 to 1417 and encodes 440 amino acids. The transcript is spliced from 4 exons. The record is from RefSeq and is marked reviewed.
CCCUCAGAGUAGUACUCUAAACCUCAAGUUUACCUCUACUUCUCUUAUACCAUUCCGCCUCUUAUUCUUUGCAAUUUCUCUCAACAAAGUAGAAAUGGGAUUGACCUCAUCCUUACGGUUCCAUAGACAAAACAACAAGACUUUCCUCGGAAUCUUCAUGAUCUUGGUUCUAAGCUGUAUACCAGGUAGAACCAAUCUUUGUUCCAAUCAUUCUGUUAGUACCCCAAAAGAAUUACCUUCUUCAAAUCCUUCAGAUAUUCGUUCCUCAUUAGUUUCACUAGAUUUGGAGGGUUAUAUAAGCUUCGACGAUGUCCACAAUGUGGCCAAGGACUUUGGCAACAGAUACCAGUUACCACCUUUGGCAAUUCUACAUCCAAGGUCAGUUUUUGAUAUUUCAUCGAUGAUGAAGCAUAUAGUACAUCUGGGCUCCACCUCAAAUCUUACAGUAGCAGCUAGAGGCCAUGGUCACUCGCUUCAAGGACAAGCUCUAGCUCAUCAAGGUGUUGUCAUCAAAAUGGAGUCACUUCGAAGUCCUGAUAUCAGGAUUUAUAAGGGGAAGCAACCAUAUGUUGAUGUCUCAGGUGGUGAAAUAUGGAUAAACAUUCUACGCGAGACUCUAAAAUACGGUCUUUCACCAAAGUCCUGGACAGACUACCUUCAUUUGACCGUUGGAGGUACACUAUCUAAUGCUGGAAUCAGCGGUCAAGCAUUCAAGCAUGGACCCCAAAUCAACAACGUCUACCAGCUAGAGAUUGUUACAGGGAAAGGAGAAGUCGUAACCUGUUCUGAGAAGCGGAAUUCUGAACUUUUCUUCAGUGUUCUUGGCGGGCUUGGACAGUUUGGCAUAAUCACCCGGGCACGGAUCUCUCUUGAACCAGCACCGCAUAUGGUUAAAUGGAUCAGGGUACUCUACUCUGACUUUUCUGCAUUUUCAAGGGACCAAGAAUAUCUGAUUUCGAAGGAGAAAACUUUUGAUUACGUUGAAGGAUUUGUGAUAAUCAAUAGAACAGACCUUCUCAAUAAUUGGCGAUCGUCAUUCAGUCCCAACGAUUCCACACAGGCAAGCAGAUUCAAGUCAGAUGGGAAAACUCUUUAUUGCCUAGAAGUGGUCAAAUAUUUCAACCCAGAAGAAGCUAGCUCUAUGGAUCAGGAAACUGGCAAGUUACUUUCAGAGUUAAAUUAUAUUCCAUCCACUUUGUUUUCAUCUGAAGUGCCAUAUAUCGAGUUUCUGGAUCGCGUGCAUAUCGCAGAGAGAAAACUAAGAGCAAAGGGUUUAUGGGAGGUUCCACAUCCCUGGCUGAAUCUCCUGAUUCCUAAGAGCAGCAUAUACCAAUUUGCUACAGAAGUUUUCAACAACAUUCUCACAAGCAACAACAACGGUCCUAUCCUUAUUUAUCCAGUCAAUCAAUCCAAGUAAGUGAGCAAAAUGCCAAAAGCAAAUGCGUCCAGUGAUUCUGAAACAUAAAUUACUAACCAUAUCCAACAUUUUGUGGUUUCAGGUGGAAGAAACAUACAUCUUUGAUAACUCCAAAUGAAGAUAUAUUCUAUCUCGUAGCCUUUCUCCCCUCUGCAGUGCCAAAUUCCUCAGGGAAAAACGAUCUAGAGUACCUUUUGAAACAAAACCAAAGAGUUAUGAACUUCUGCGCAGCAGCAAACCUCAACGUGAAGCAGUAUUUGCCCCAUUAUGAAACUCAAAAAGAGUGGAAAUCACACUUUGGCAAAAGAUGGGAAACAUUUGCACAGAGGAAACAAGCCUACGACCCUCUAGCGAUUCUAGCACCUGGCCAAAGAAUAUUCCAAAAGACAACAGGAAAAUUAUCUCCCAUCCAACUCGCAAAGUCAAAGGCAACAGGAAGUCCUCAAAGGUACCAUUACGCAUCAAUACUGCCGAAACCUAGAACUGUAUAAAAGUUUCCUGUGUCCGUCCUUGUAACCGCUCAGGCUAGGCAGCAAGAAAGUGAAAAAUUCUUUCUUUUUUGUUUCUUUUGGUGAACAACAAAUUUUACAGUCUGAAACAGAUUGGGACAAUUGUAUAGGAUCUCCAUAAAAAUCCUACGCAGUGUCAUUACUUUUGGUGCUCCAAAAACUCAAAAAACAUCAUUUUUAAAUCUACUAUAAGCAAACAAAUUACAAUAGCUCAAAAAAUCACCAAAUCAGAACUCUGGGUGCAAAGCGAUUUACCUUGAAGAAUCGAUUCUCAAUUGGGUCCACGAAUCUCGUUAAUGGAGCCAAGCUACGAUUUUUCCAAUCGAUUUUUGUACUGAAACAACAACGAUUAUCCCAAUUUCUCAUCAAGAUGGCAGAAAUUUGGCGCCUUUCCGCCAUGAAUAGUCACGACGAGAUUAUUUUCUCUCUUCAGAUUGUGAUUUCAAAUUUCACUUCGUUUGUCACACGCGUGAAG